Messenger RNA from Rhagoletis pomonella (apple maggot), 1095 nucleotides. RefSeq lists its product as uncharacterized. NCBI's taxonomy places the organism in Eukaryota, Metazoa, Arthropoda, Insecta, Diptera, Tephritidae. The annotation marks the transcript as partial. The record is from RefSeq and is a predicted model, not a curated record. The transcript is spliced from 2 exons.
AGCGGUAAAUCUACAACCGGCAGCAAUCAUCACUACCACCACCAGCCGCCAAGCCAUUAUCAAAUUGGUAGCAGCGCUUUUAAACAAAAUUGCUACUCAAAUCAAUUUGCGCAAUCGAUAUUAUAUACGUCCAGUAAUGAGGACUUGAGCGCAAUCAAUGAGCACGGCGGUAGCGGGGGCGGACUCAAUGGUGUGGCUGGCGGUGCGUCCGGUGGCAGCGGCACCUUCGGCAUUGGCAACGGUCACAGUAAUCACCAAAACAAAGCCACAAAUAGCAAUACACAAACGACGUGCUACUACUUCGCGCCCAGUCGGCACAACAGCAUUUAUGAACACCCCUCGGCGGUGGUACAAAACUCGUUUCACUUCGAUCCAUCGGCGGCAACAAGUGCAGCCGCAGCAGCGGCUGUUGAGAGUUUGAGACGCAGCAAUAGCAUCCUGUUGCGAAAUAGUAGCUGCGCCAAGGCGCUGAACCAAAGUGGUGGUGGCGGCGGCGGCCUUAUCGAUGGCUCAGCUGGUGGCCUCGGCACGCCAACGUCACUGAAUUCAGCUAUGGAUAUGGGCAGUGGCACAGACGCUUCGUCUUGUUGCUCUAACUGCUGUGUCGGCCCACCGCCGGUGCUAUUUCUGUUCGUAACACUGUUGAUGACCACCAGUGCGACAGCUAUGCUCUGCGCCGCCAUUAUGACUGAUCAUUGGGAACAUGUGACGUGGGAUCGCAAUAGCUUGGAUAGAUAUAUGAAUCGUUCAGGCAUGCAGUUAGAGUGGAUGUUGGACGACAAGGUGGCAAUGUUAAAGCCGGACAAGAAAAUGGAAUAUCGCUUUCGGCGAGACACCGUUUUUCUAGUACCCAUGCACGGUGGCAUUUGGACCCUUUGCAUAGACUUGCCGAUGCAAGAAUUACAAGAACUGCGACGACAUCCAAAAUUUCCACGCGGUGCACCACCUUGCGUCAACUAUCUGGCCGGCUCGAUGGAGAAUGCUCGUGGCGAAGAGCAGCGAAACGAUUGGCAACAUAGUGAGUCCCAGACCUCAUUGCAGCCCCAUUUAAGUACGUAUGGUACAAUCUAUGUGUAUUCCAACAGAAAGCAAACA